This is a messenger RNA of Pestalotiopsis fici W106-1, 1167 nucleotides long. RefSeq lists its product as uncharacterized. NCBI's taxonomy places the organism in Eukaryota, Fungi, Ascomycota, Sordariomycetes, Amphisphaeriales, Sporocadaceae. The record is from RefSeq and is a predicted model, not a curated record. Bases 1 to 1167 code for a protein of 388 amino acids. The transcript is spliced from 2 exons. Gene Ontology annotation, molecular function: oxidoreductase activity, acting on single donors with incorporation of molecular oxygen, incorporation of two atoms of oxygen; ferric iron binding.
AUGGUUGCUUUCUCCAAGAUCGCCGUUGCCGCUCUGGCCGGCUUUGCUGCUGCUCACCCCGGUGAGAAGCGCGAUGAGCAGAAGAUGAAGCGUGAGAUCGUCGCCCGUGACCACCACGCCCGCAACGGUGCUCGUUCCCUCGCCAAGUGUGGCGACGCCGACUACGCCAAGGCCCUCAAGACCCGUUCCAUUCAGCGCCGUGUCGAGAAGGUUCAGAGCCUCCGCAAGGAGCGCGGCAUCAAGUCCGCUGCUCGCAAGGACAAGCGUACCCUCGAGGACCUCGAGGCCUACGAGGCCAUCAACCACAACAUGACCGGUACUUCCGACAACGGCAUCUUCACUCCCCUUGAGGAGGUUUUCUCUGCCGACACCAGCUGUAUCCUGGCUCCUUACGUCACCGACGGACCUUACUACGUUGCCGGCGAGCUGAUCCGCUCCAAUGUCAGAGAGGCCGACUUCACCGAGGGUGUUGACCUGUACCUUGAGGUCCAGUACAUCGACAUCAACACUUGCCAGCCUCUUCCCAAGGUCGCUGUCGACAUCUGGAACUGCAAUGCUACCGGUACCUACUCCGGUGUUGAGAGCGGCCAGGGUGGUCUGAACACCACUUUCCUCCGUGGUGUUCAGCUGUCCGACCACGACGGUGUUGUUCAGUUCGAGACCAUCUUCCCUGGUCACUACGACGGCCGUGCUAUCCACACCCACUUGCUGUCCCACACCGGUGCUUCCUUCGAGUCCAACGGUACCAUUGGUGUUUUCGACGCUGCUGUCGCCCACAUUGGUCAGCUCUUCUGGCCCGAUGACCUCCGCGAGCAGGUCGAGUCCACCUACCCCUACACCGAUAACACUCAGGCCCUGACCACCAACGAUGAGGAUAUGUGGUCCAUCCUCCAGGCUGACGAGAACUUUGACCCGAUCCCCGAGUACGUCUACCUCGGUGACUCUAUCGAGGACGGUCUGUUCGCCUGGAUCCAGAUCGGUAUCAACGGCUCCGCCGACUACACCGACGAUGACUACUACGGCAUUGCUGCCUACCUGGCCGAGGACGGUGGCCACUCCACUGGCUACACCGUCGGUGGUGGCAGCGGUGGUGAUGCCGGUGGCAACGGUACUGCUCCCACUGGUACCGGCGCCAUGCCCACCGGUGCUGCUCCCACCUCUGCUUAA